UUUCAUUAUUUUAAAAACUAUUUUUACUUGUAAUGAUUUACUUGUGCUUACUAGCAAAUAUCAUUCGUCAAAAGAAAAGCAUACGUAUAAAAAUGAUUUUCAUUAAAUAAAUAAUUUUGAAAUAUUAAAAAAUAAUGUGUUCCUUUAUGAUAUAAACUGAAGUAUUAAGUUACUGCACCAUUGUUCAAUUUUAUCAAAUAUAGUAUUAUGGUUUUAUCAGUGUUUACUAACAAAUAAAAUGUAUAAGUUCGUAAAAAUUGAAUAUAAAAAUUUCUUUAAUUUCUCUAUAUUCAAUUAUUCACAUUAAAAGUAUUAUUUCAGUUAACAAUAACUAUUACAUGGUAGAGCAUAAAUUUUAUCUAUUUCUGAUUGGCAGACUGUAGUAAUGGUGUAUACUUUACCAAUUAGAAGUCAGAACGUAGUUAAAAUACUUUUCGUUGGAGAGUAGUUGAGUGACAAGUAUAUAUUAUUUCCCCAACUAUACUAUAGAAAAAUUCAUAUUUAGUAAAAUAUAAAAAUAUAGUUUCAUGAUGGAAUUCUAAGUGUUUUGUUAAUUUCAAAUAAUCAUAAACAAGAAAAUGUCAGGACCAAUGGUAUUGUGCCAAUUAUGGAUGGGUGGAUUAGAACCGUAUAUGACAGAAAGUUUUAUAAUGAAUGCUUUCCAUAAAAUGGGAGAACAACCACAAACUGUUAAAGUUAUGAGAAAUCGUUAUACUGGUGAACCAGCAGGAUAUUGUUUUGUACAUUUUCCAACUGAUGAAAUGGCACUUGAUGCGAUGCAUAAAUUAAAUGGCAAAGUAAUCCCUGGUUCUAAUCCGGCUGUAAGAUUUCGAUUAAAUCAUGCUAGUACAACAGGAAAACCAGCAGCAGAAAGAGAAUUUAGUAUUUGGGUUGGAGAUUUGUCGACAGAUGUAGAUGACUAUUCUUUAUAUAGAGCAUUUGCAGCAAAAUAUAACUCAAUUAGAACAGCAAAAGUAAUUUUGGACAGUUCUGGAUUUAGUAAAGGAUAUGGUUUUGUGAGAUUUGCUAAUGAAGAAGAACAAAAAAAUAGUUUAGUUACCAUGAAUGGAUAUAGAGGAUUAGGAACAAAAUCACUAAAAAUUUGUAAUGCUGUUCCUAGACCUUGGAACAAAAUAUCUGGGUACUUAAAAUAUUUGCUACAUUAUUCAUAUUUACACAGUGUGAAUUGUACAUAUUUAAUAUUUGAUUUUUUCUGUUACUUCAGAUCUACCCCACCACAGUCGUCAUCUGACUAUACAGCAUCAAAUAUGAAUUCGGAUGCUUAUAAUUAUUAUGAUACAUCGUCAUAUUGGAAUAGUUAUAGUGCAUGGCAACAGGGUUACUAUGAAAGUGAACCUACAUCUGAUGGAUAUAACAGUUACAUAUCAGAUCAAAAACCUGAAGAGGAUGAACUAGAAUUAAUUGAACAUUCUAUUCCUGUAGAUAUUGAUAAACUUAAUAGAGAAAUAAUAGAACAAGACUAUAAUCUGUGGGAUGCAUUGGAAAGUUCAAAGUGGAUACCAUGUGAUACAUUAGAAUUAUGUUAUUAAAUUAUCAUUUUUAAAUUUUAUAUUUAUUCAUAUUUUUAUUAAUGACUUAAAUCAAUUUCUAAUUCAUGUACAAAAUUUAUACUAAAAAACAUCUUCAACUAACAAAUUGUGGCAAAAUAAAUAAAAUUUUUAAUUUAUAUACUUCGUAUAUAUUAUAAGUAAACAUUAUAUACAAGCUUGAUAACAAAGAACAAUAUUUGCUAGAAUAUAAAUGAACAAAAUAACUUAAUAUUCCUUUAAUAGCAAUAAUCAAGCAUAUACAGUGUUUCAUAAUACGUGAGCAAAGCUUUAACAUUUUGUAAACUUGUAGAAGGUACUAGGUAAUGAAUAGACUGCGGAAAUUUGCGCAUUUAUGGUAUGUGCAAGUUUACAGAAUAUAACAAAACAUAUACAUUAAUAUAAAGACGAGUAUUUUUAUUCCUAUCACAAAGAAUCACCUACACUGCGAAAAACAUUGUUUCUCUUGUUUAGAUUUUUAUAAGUCAACCUAUGAAAACGAGAAUUCACAUAAAAUUCCGUAAUUUAGUGAUAGACUUUUAAUUAAAUUAAGCAUUCUGUAUAUGCCCUCACAGCAUUAUUAGUGUAAGAACACCUCAUUAUAAUUAUAAAAAAGUUAUGUAUAUAUAAUAAUAACUUGUAGCUUACAUAGUCUUAUAAAUCUUAUUUACUAUAUUGCAAUUUUGCAAACUCACUAUGCAACGUAAAAAAUAUUAUGCUAUGUAAUUGUAAUAUUGUGG
Nomia melanderi (Alkali bee) is the source of this 2287-nucleotide messenger RNA. Lineage: Eukaryota; Metazoa; Arthropoda; Insecta; Hymenoptera; Halictidae. The record is from RefSeq and is a predicted model, not a curated record.